AUGCAACAACAGCUUGAUCAGCUCAUCAACACUUGCACACCAAAGGAUUUAACUUGGAAGAGCCCUGCUCUGUUCUUAUCUCUUUUUUUAUUCUCCAAAUACUAUCCAUCAUCAACAAAACAACAUCCCUACACUACUCAAGAUGUUGUAAAAGUUCCAUUCCAAAAUACUACAGUUUCCUAUCAGAAGUUUAUUACCACUUCCGAGGAUGUCAGAAUUAUCAGAUUUAAAGUUGAUUCGGAACUUUCUUUAACUGAUGAUCAAAUAUUCCAAGUAUUAUCAUUGGAAAUUCAUCCAUCGGAGAGAUCUUUAUACACGCUUAGUAAGCAAUGGGGAAGAACUAUUGUUGUUCAGAGGGAAAUUCAUCUUUCUAAACCAGUUUCUCCUUUAAAGAGAUGUUUGAAAGUGGCAAGAUUCGUUUUAGGAACUUUGGGUGUGCUCUAUUCAGGUGUUUAUGCUAAACAAUUGAUUGAUUCAAGAAGAAACAAUUAA
Molecule: messenger RNA, 492 nt
Organism: Naegleria gruberi
Lineage: Eukaryota; Heterolobosea; Eutetramitea; Acrasida; Naegleriidae
Exons: 1
Coding region: 1-492 (163 amino acids)
Source: RefSeq, a predicted model, not a curated record